AUGACAUUUUACCGAACACUUCUCCUACUAUCUGUGGCUGCGGCUCCUGUGGCAGCACACGGUUCCCAGCGGACAAAAAGAGGGCUACUCGAGCUUGCAGGAGCCAUCAAAUGCAGCACCGGGAGAUCUGCUUUGGCUUACAUGAUGUACGGAUGCUACUGUGGGCUGGGGGGUCAGGGGUGGCCCCGAGACAAGGCAGACUGGUGUUGCCACAAGCAUGAUUGCUGUUAUGGAGAUGCAGAGCAGCUUGGCUGCCACACCAAAACGUCCCAAUAUCACUGGACGUGUGAGGACAGGAAAGCUGAGUGUGAGGAUUUAGAGGACAAAUGCGAGAAGUUCUUAUGCAAGUGUGACAGAGAGGCAGCCAAGUGUUUGAGAAAAGCGCCUUUCAUCCGGAAGUAUGCCGUAUGGCCAGAUUUCAUGUGCGGCUACGAGCACCCGAUGUGUAACAUAUACUGACACGAUGAAUACAUCUCCAUGUCCUGUGUGCCUUUUUGUUAAUAUAAAUGCAUCAAAAAAAACGAUUAAACUCUUAUAUUUUCACCGUCGCCAAGGUUUUUAAUGAAGCAUAGCGGUAUCUAUCAAUUAAAUGCAUGUAAAAGAGAGUUGGUUAAAAAAAAGAACAAAACGUUGUUCAUUCUUUAAGAGAUUGAAACGUCAUUAAAGGUUUUGUCUAAGAUACAGACAGAUUGAACUUUUUGCAAUCCUCUUUUUGGCCUUGAAGGUCCAGUGUUAAGCGUAAAAAGGUCAGGUCGCCACUCCUCACAAAGCUACUUUUAUAUGUUGAGGAGUCGACUCUGCAGCCCAGAGAACCACUCCUUGUCCUCUAUCAGAGUUUUGCACAUUACAUCUUUCACUGCGUCCAAAAAAAGAAAAAAAAAAACAGCAGGAAGUUUACUAAGCUAACAGACUGGGCUACUUUAAGUCCACAGCAGUUAUGUGUUGCUGUUGAAAGUAGUGUUCGCUAUUCAGUGGUCAGCUCCUUUUAAGGGGUUUAACAAAAUCCCAGCGUAGCCACAGUUUUUUGAGCA
Messenger RNA from Fundulus heteroclitus (mummichog), 1031 nucleotides. RefSeq names its product phospholipase A2-like. NCBI's taxonomy places the organism in Eukaryota, Metazoa, Chordata, Actinopteri, Cyprinodontiformes, Fundulidae. Gene Ontology annotation, molecular function: phospholipid binding; calcium ion binding. The record is from RefSeq and is a predicted model, not a curated record. The transcript is spliced from 4 exons. Bases 1 to 459 code for a protein of 152 amino acids. Gene Ontology annotation, biological process: arachidonate secretion; phospholipid metabolic process; lipid catabolic process.